Molecule: messenger RNA, 2004 nt
Organism: Komagataella phaffii GS115
Lineage: Eukaryota; Fungi; Ascomycota; Pichiomycetes; Pichiales; Pichiaceae
Exons: 1
Coding region: 1-2004 (667 amino acids)
Source: RefSeq, a predicted model, not a curated record
AUGAACAAUCAACCGAAGUCAUGGCAAUUUGUUCCAGAAGAAAUAUUUGUUACCCUGAUCAAGAACAUCGACAACCUUAACGAUUUGCUCCACUUAUCCCAAACAUGCAAGUUCUACCAUGAAGUGAUUCUGAACAAGGUCUACACAAACUUGCUAUUUGUAAACUCAAAUUACAUUGGACCUAGAAACUUUUAUCAGAUACAGGGGAAUCAAUUGGUGGAGAAGGGAGAUCCAGUAAGCUUUACUGUCGUUGAGGAAGGGGCCACAAUUAAUCGGUUGAUUGCGACUUUAGAAGAUGCUCCAAAUUUGGUCAAAUAUAUCAAACAUAUCAUCAUCUAUACCAGUAGCAAGGAGUUUACAAGUCAGGUGGAGAAUGAUGAAUUCAUCACAAAGCAAAACGUCUAUCAACAAUUGUAUGGACUUCUAAUCAACAAUAAUACCGAGCUCCGCUAUUUGACGAAUUUUGACUACUCCAACCUUCAUAAUGCCUCCUUUUUGAUCAAUUCGAUCAGAGAUGUUUCCUUAAGAGAUACCAAAGUUAUCAUGUAUGAAAAUGACGACCUGACCUUUCACGAAGAUAAUUCAUCAUCUCAUUCAAUCCUUCCCAAAUUGCAAAAUCUACAGCUAUUGAAUUUGUCUGAUAUCGAGUAUUGCUCUUCCAUUGUGAAAUUGUCGUUGUAUCUAGACAAAUUCACAUAUAUUGAUAUCAAUUUAUCAAAUUACGAACACAUAUUUCAGAAACUGGAAAUUUUGGAACUUCAAUCUGUCAAGACAAGUGACUACUUUCUGAAAAAAUUAGGUCAGCAUCCAAAUGUUAAACUUUCCAGCCUUAGAACACUGAUGUUAGCAUUUGAUCAUACCGCAAACAAUUUUUUCAAUGAGUUUGAGCUUUUGGAUAGAAUCAAUUUGUCCACCCUGAAAAGUUUGGAUCUCAAAUUCAAAUGCUCAUUUACUGCCUGUUUGAAAGAUUGUUUCAUGCAUUUCAUGUACACAUUAUAUCAAAAAUUCCAGGAACAUUCAUUAAAGACUCAUGACUCGGCAUGUGGACUUGAGCAAUUUUCGUUGUUAAAUUCAUCGAUGUCAAACAUGUUGUCGACGACUUCUUCUGUAUAUACGGAGUUUUCUACUCCAAUCUAUAGAUUUCUGCAAAGUGUUUUGUUUGUCACCGAUGAAAAGAACAAUUUUGCCCUCUGGAGAAAAAUGAGGUACCUGUAUUUCAACACCAACGAUUUUAUUUUUAUCCCUCAGUUGAUCCCCGAUUUUCCAAUGGAUUUGUCACAAGAAAGAUGCACAUUCAAGGUGACGCCAACUUACCUCCUGUUCAAGUACGAAUGUUUCAAUCAAAUGUUCCAGGACGACUAUUUGAUUGGAACUCUGGAGUCUCUUAUUAUACCCGAUUAUUUCUACAAUUGGAAACCAUUUUUGAAAUUUUCAAGUUCGGGUAAACUGAUUAACAUGAGACCAGAUUUGGAAUCGGAAUUAACACGAUUCGAAGAAGUUUCCGAUACACCAUGCCUCGACUACGUACAAUACCUCAACGAAUGCGGUUGUUCAAAAUGCAAUCGGGCUCGGCUGAUAUUUGAAGAACUUUCGUUGGAAAAAUCCCUUCAAGAUCAACCCACUACUUUUAGAUUGACUAGAGAUUCCGUGCUGGAUUCCAAAUACAGACUAUCGUACAUGACAGUGAUUCGAAUGUUGAAAUCUAGACUCCCGUUGUCUGAAAACAUGUCAAAAUAUUACUCAGGGUUAGAUCUGUUACAGCUGCCAUUCAUGAAUAUAACGGAUAUCAAUUGGACGGAUAUGAGCUCCUUUAACUCGAUCGUUCUAUUGAUAAUCCAUAACAUAUUGGACGAGAUCAAGUAUUUUGUUUUGAAUAUUCCCAAUCUCAGUGAACUUUGUCUAGGUGGAAUCUUUUUUCGAAUCACAAGAACUCGUCAUCAGAUCAGCAUUGUAUCUGUUACUGAUAGGUUCUCUCUAAAAAUUGAAACUAAUGAUUAUGAUUAA